CCCCCCAAAGCCGCGCGCGGCGGCGGCGGCGGGCGGCGGCGCGAUGAUGAGGAUGAUGAAUACAUUGCAAAGUUUUUUUGGCCCCGGCGAGGGGUGUCAGAUUGAGCGCUGUGUGCGCAUGUGCGAAGGUGUCCAAACUGACAAUGCUGGGGAGAUGAAGAUCGUGUGUAGCUGCUUCUGGACUCCAGGAGGAGGAGGUUCCGCGCGCCGACACCAUGCGAUCCAAGGCGAGAGCGAGGAAGCUGGCCAAAAGUGACGGCGACCUCGCGGGGGACAUGUACGAGCGCGACGCGGAGCUGCUGGCCGGCGAGAGCGCGGAGGACGAGGCGGAGGACGGCCCCAUGUCCCCGGCGCCGCUGGGCCCGCCGUCGCCCUUCACCCCCAAGGAGGGCUCCCCGUACGCCGCCCCGGUCUACAUCCCCGAGGACAUCCCCGUCCCGCCCGACUUCGAGCUGCGCGAGUCCUCCGUGCCGGGGGCCGGCCUGGGCGUCUGGGCCCGGAAGAGGCUGGACACGGGCCAGCGGCUGGGGCCCUUCGCGCUGGCAGCACCGCGGCCGGUGCUCCGGGACGCCGACUUCGGAUGGGAGCACGUGCUGGCCGAUGCCGAGGAGACGCCGCAGGACAGUCGCGCCGGGAAGAUCUCCGAAGACCUGGGCAGUGACAAGUUUGGCGCGGACAUCGGAGCGGCCGGGGCAGGCAGCUGGCUCAAGUACAUCCGGGUGGCAUGCUCCUGCAGCGACCAGAACCUCAGCCUCUGCCAGGUCAACGAGCAGGUCUACUACAAAGUCAUCAAGGACAUCCGGCCGGGGGAGGAGCUGCUGGUGCACGUGAAGGACGCGGCCUGCGCGCUGGGCACGGUGCCCCCCAGUCCGGAUGAGGCCCCCACCUUCCGCUGCGGUGCCUGUGACGAGCUCUUCCCGGCCAAGCUGGACCUGCGGCGACACCAGAAGUUCUCGUGUGGCUCGGCGGGCUCCGCCCUCUUCCCGGGCCUGGGGCCCCGGCUGCAGCCGGACAGGCUGGUGGGCGGCCCCGACGCGCAGGCCCACGAGUGCAAGGACUGCGAGCGCCUGUUCCCCACCAAGUACAGCCUGGAGCAGCACCUGGUGGUGCACACGGAGGAGCGAGAGUACAAGUGUGACCAGUGUCCCAAGGCCUUCAACUGGAAGUCCAACCUCAUCCGCCACCAGAUGUCCCAUGACAGCGGCAAACGCUUCGAGUGUGAGAACUGCGUGAAGGUCUUCACAGACCCCAGCAACCUGCAGCGGCACAUCCGGUCCCAGCACGUGGGCGCCCGGGCACACGCCUGCCCCGACUGCGGCAAGACGUUCGCCACGUCGUCGGGCCUCAAGCAGCACAAGCACAUCCACAGCACAGUGAAGCCGUUCAUAUGUGAAGUCUGCCACAAGUCCUACACGCAGUUCUCCAACCUGUGCCGGCACAAGCGCAUGCACGCGGACUGCCGCACGCAGAUCAAGUGCAAGGACUGCGGGCAGAUGUUCAGUACUACCUCCUCCCUCAACAAGCACCGGCGCUUCUGCGAGGGCAAGAACCAUUACGCGCCCGGGGGCCUCUUCGCCCCGGGGCUGCCCCUGACCCCCAGCCCCCUGCUGGACAAGGCCAAGCCGCCGCCCAGCCUCAACCACACGAGCCUCAGCUUCGGCGAGUACUUCCCCUCCAGGCCGCACCCCGGCGGCCUGCCCUUCUCCACGGCGCCGCCCGCCUUCCCCGCGCUCACGCCCGGCUACCCCGGCAUCUUCCCCCCGUCCCUGUACCCCCGGCCCCCGCUGCUGCCCCCGACGCCCCUGCUCAAAAGCCCCCUCAACCACACGCAGGACGCCAAGCUGCCCAGCCCGCUGGGGAACCCGGCCCUGCCCCUGGUCUCGGCCGUGGGCCACGGCGGCGCGGGCGGCGCGGGGGCUGCGGGGCCCGAGGACAAGUUUGAGGGGGCCCUGGAGGACACAUACGCCGAGAAGCUCCCGGCGCGCGGCAGCGACGUCUCCGACGGCAGCGACUUCGAGGACCUCAACACCACGACCGGGACCGACCUGGACACCACCACGGGGUCAGGCUCGGACCUGGACAGCGACGCCGACAGUGACCGGGACCGGGCCAAGGGCCAGAGCAGGGCGGCCGAGGGCAAGGCGGAGCUGGGGGGCGGCGCGGCGCCCCCCGGAGCAGCCGGCAGCGCCGGGGACCUGCCCGUGUUCUACUCCCAGCACGCCGCCUUCUUCCCGCCGCCCGACGAGCAGCUGCUGGGCACGGCGGGCGCAGCCGGCGACUCCAUCAAGGCCAUCGCGUCCAUCGCCGAGAAGUACUUCGGGCCGGGCUUCAUGGGCAUGCAGGAGAAGAAGCUGGGCGCGCUGCCCUACCCCGCCGUCUUCCCCUUCCAGCUGCUGCCCGGCUUCGCCCCCGGCCUGUGCCCCUUCUCCGACCGAGCCCUCGCCCACAACCUGCUGGUCAAGGCCGAGCCCAAGUCUCCCCGGGACGUGCUCAAGGCGGGCGGCCCCGGCGGCGAGUCCCCGUUCGACCUCACCACCAAGCCCAAAGACGCCAAGCCCGCCCCGCCCGCCCCGCCAGGCCCCGCCGCCCCCGAGGAGCAGCCGCUGGACCUGAGCGUGGGCAGCCGCGCGCGCGCCAGCCAGGAUGGAGCCGCCCGCGCGCCCCGCAAGAACCACGUGUACGGGGAGCGCCGGCCAGGGGCGGGCGAGGGGCUGCCCCCCGUGUGCCUGGGCCAGCUGCCCGCCCAGCCCUCCCUGCACUACGCCAAGCCGUCGCCCUUCUUCAUGGACCCCAUUUACAGGGUGGAGAAGCGCAAGGUGGCCGACCCCGUGGGCGUCCUCAAGGAGAAGUACCUGCGGCCCGCCUCCCUCCUCUUCCACCCCCAGAUGUCGGCCAUCGAGACCAUGACGGAGAAGCUGGACUCCGCCGGCGCGCUGCAGCCCCUGCCCCACCAUCCCUUCAACUUCCGCUCCCCGCCGCCCACGCUCUCGGACCCCAUCCUCAGGAAGGGCAAGGAGCGCUACACGUGCAGGUACUGUGGCAAGAUCUUCCCCCGGUCAGCAAACCUCACGAGACACCUGCGGACGCACACUGGGGAGCAGCCCUACAGGUGCAAGUACUGCGACCGCUCCUUCAGCAUCUCGUCCAACCUCCAGCGGCACGUCCGCAACAUCCACAACAAGGAGAAGCCCUUCAAGUGCCACCUGUGCAACCGCUGCUUCGGCCAGCAGACCAACCUGGACCGCCACCUGAAGAAGCACGAGCACGAGCACGCGCCAGUGAGCCAGCACGCCGGCGUCCUCGCCAACCACCUGGGCACCGGCGCCUCCUCCCCCACAUCCGAGUCUGACAGCCACGCGCUGCUGGACGAGAAGGAGGACGCGUACUUCUCCGAGAUCCGCAACUUCAUCGCCAACAGUGAGAUGGGCCAGGCGUCAGCGCGGGCAGACUCCCGGCCAGAGGGGCAGGACCUCGACAGUGCCCCCCAGUGCCCAGGCCUGGCAGAGGGGAAGCCCGACGACGUGGAGGAAGAGGAGGAGGAAGAGCUGGAGGAGGAGGACGAGGACAGCCUGGCGGGCAAGUCCCAGGAGGACGCGGUGUCCCCCACCCCCGAGCCCCAGGGUGCCUACGAGGAGGAUGAGGAUGACGAGCCUCCCGCCACCCUGGCCGUCGGCUUCGAGCACACCCGCAGGUGUCCUGGACAGCCAGCGGGCGGCCUGUUAGCUUUGGAGCCGACGCCGACUUUUGGGAAGGGGCUGGACCUCCGCAGAGCCGCUGAGGAAGCCUUUGAAGUUAAAGAUGUGCUUAAUUCCACCCUAGAUUCUGAGGCCCUAAAACAGACCCUGUACAGGCAGGCUAAGAAGCAGGCGUACACAAUGAUGCUCUCCCUCUCCGAGGACGCGCCCCUGCACGCCUCCUCCCCCAGCCCUCUGGACACUUGGCUGAACAUCACGGGAGCCGCACCCGAGUCUGGCGCCUUCGACCCUAUGAACCAUCUCUGAGGGGCCGGCUGUGGCCGGGGGCAGAGGCCAGAGGACCAGGCCCCCGCACGCUCCCGCAGAAACCCCGCUCGCAGGAGGAGGCUCAGCGAGACAGGCGGCCCUUUCUCCGAAACCCUCCACCCGCCGCACCUUCGCAGUGUCCAGUCCCCACGGAAACAACUCCGGCUCCAGGCACCGCCCGGGCACCAGCCCCAAGGAGCCGCGCGGAACAUGGACUCGCACCCAGAACUGGGCCAGGGCGCUCGGCUCUGCAGAAGGCGGCCGCCCCUGGGAUUUUUAUACGGAAAACGGCGAGAAGGACCCUUUUGGUAAUCUUAUUGCCGACAGAAUCUAUUUAAGCAUGUGGUUUUAAAGAUAGACAGUAUUUUUUAAAAACAAACAAAAAAUCAGCAGAUAACUUGCAAAUUGUUUUUUUAAAGUAAUUUUGCAUCGCUUCAAAAGCUCAGUUGGUCCGUGCGCCCGUGCCCGCCAGGAACGUCCUUUUUACGGUGGCUGUGGCAGACGUUUUCUAGCCCUCACCCAUUUGCGAGGCCCAGGCGAGCCGUCCUGGGAGCAGCUGACCAAGCGGGAACUUUCUAGAAGACGUCCAGCUCCACGUGGUGGGACCGUGACUCGGGGGACACCUCCCGGCCGGGGGCGGUCAGGGCCAUGGCCCAGGUUCGUGGCGUCCCUCCUCCCGACGGCGACCACGGCUCGGCAGAUGCACCGGCAGAGGGCAGGGCACCCAGGCUGGCGGCCUCUCGGCCCCGAGCUGGACACGCGCUGGACAGCUGCACGUGGGCCCGAGGCCACCUCUCAGCGGCCAUCGGGGGCUUUAAGUUAUUCCCGAGGGGCCACUCCCCAGUGACACUUUCCCUGAUGGAAUUGACCUUAAUCUGUAUAUAACUUGUAAUUUUUCUAAUUCAUUUCUUUUUCUUAUUUUAUUUCCUCCUUAACAGUAUUUUUGGCAUUAGACAUUCUUAUUGUGAAGAUACAAUGUUAAUAUAAGUACCUAGCGAAGGACCAAAACCGUGUAAUAAGGUGUGUCGAGUGCUUGAUGCCAGGGGCCGCGGCAGCUUCUAAUGUGCCAAAUUUCCCCCGCGCCCCGCCCCACGGACCCCGCUGCCCUUCUCCAGACAAUCAUGUUUUUGUUCACUCUGAAUUUCAGUCGCAUUUGAGACAAGUGUUCUAUUUAUUUGCUGUUUGGAAGACAGAGAGCCCUCGCGUCCCCACGAGAAGCCGCCCCGCUCCCAGCUCUGAACCAGAAGCACGCAGGGCGGAGGCGGUGGCUGGGAUGUCCCGGCCGUGUCCAGGGCACGCGGGACGGACGAUAGCGGUUCAGCUCGGGCUGGCCACUGAGCUCAGAAGCUCCGCGCUGUCCUGUCCGAGCCUGCUGGGCCGCGGGGCGGGGCCGCGGCUACUGCCCAACUGACCGCAUGUGACGUCCACCUACAGCCGCCCCAGCCCCUGGCCCCAGGCGUCCCCAGGGGGUGCCUGGCUCCCUUCGGCUGGUGGGACCCAGACCCCAGCGCCCCCUCCCUGCCCGAGGCCUGUCCCAGCAGCGCCGAGAGGGCGGCAUCCAGCUCUGUCCCCCGCACCCGCGGCCCCUCCAAGGGGACCAGCCCCUCCAACCCAGGGUCCCUGCUGCACAGCUGUUUGUCCUCCUGAAAUGGAUUCUAGCAAGCCGUACUUCCAGAAUGUUCUGUCCCUCGGCCUUGUAACACUCGGCAGAUGCCGGCGCCUCUCCGGGCCCCCACGGGGGGCCACCGCCUCCAGGCGCAGAGCCCGGGCCUGGCCUGUCCCCGCCACAAGCCCUCCAGCUCCAGCCAGGGCAGCUGCCACUGACCCGGGGGGCGCGGGGACUGGCACGUGGCCUGGGCAGCCGCAAACGAGGGGCCACUUUGGAAACGUGGGCGACCCUCUGCCCAGACGCCCCCGCGGGGCCCGUUUGAUCAAACGAUCAAACCCGAUCAAACCCAGGGACCCUGGGGGGCGUCACCUCCCUGAGCCUGUCCCAGCCCCCGGGCCGCCCGGCUGCCCACCCUGGGGAGGGGGCCCCUUCCCCUCCCCGCUGCCCCCCCACAUGUCACACACGUGUGCUCGAGGCCUCAAAGCACCGGAUAUGGCGCCCCCGCCCCCCCACCUGCCGAGCUGUGUCCGCUGUGCACUCCUGGGGGCAGGACACCUGCCCAGAGCCAGCGGGCGCCGGGGGCACCUGCCGCAGUGGCCGCCCGGCCCGCCUGCCUCCCGAGUGCGUUUGAACACUUGUGCAAACACCCGAACCCAAAGCUGGAGCCUCCAAACCUGCGGUCGCGGCCGGGCAUGGCGCCUCCUCGUUCCCAGGGCCCCGAGCCGCCCCCCAGAGCUGGGCGCCCUGCACGCCCCGCCCCUCGCGGCCACUCCGAGCUCCGUGUCCCCCGGGGUGUUGCUGUCCCUUCAGAACUGUGGCGUGUGGACAGAGAAGCCGCUGUGAGUGUCCGUCCCCGCGCCAUGCGUCCGGCCCGGCCGCCGAGCUCCGCCUGUAAAUCACUCCCGUCCCACGUAGACUGUGCAUGGCGUGUUAGCACCCUAUCGUGUCUGUGUGUGCCGUUUUGAUGCCAGGAGAAUUCGUAGAUGCAUCCACUGAUCGUGGUUAGGGCCGAGCCACUCCUCAGCCGGGGGACGGAGGAGAGCGGCCGCGCCCCCGCCGGCGAGAGAGGUCCCAGACCUCCCCUCCACGCCGUGAUGCCGGCAGGUGGACUCUGUGGAGGAGUCUGGGGGUGAGCGAGGAGCCGCGGGCCGGGUCAGUGCUGUAGAAUAGGACUGUAUGCCAAAUGUAACCGCUCCGAUGCUACAUGACUUUA
Sorex araneus (European shrew) is the source of this 6823-nucleotide messenger RNA. RefSeq names its product PR/SET domain 16 (gene PRDM16). Gene Ontology annotation, cellular component: nucleus. Gene Ontology annotation, molecular function: protein binding. NCBI's taxonomy places the organism in Eukaryota, Metazoa, Chordata, Mammalia, Eulipotyphla, Soricidae. The record is from RefSeq and is a predicted model, not a curated record. The transcript has 17 exons. The coding region runs from base 216 to 4001 and encodes 1261 amino acids.